CUUUCGAAAGUAAAUCUGGUUGCAUAGCCCAAACUUGAAUACUCAUUUACUUGUUGUGAUAAAUGAGGACUGGAACACAAACAAUCGAGAACCAAAUCGGGAUACCCUAACCGUACCAUCUCUCACCCAAAGAGUAGUAGCCCAAUUCUGUAAUUCCGCAACCUUAGGUUGAGCUCUGGCGAACUGACCUAUCAAAGAGUCGUGCCCUCGUUCCUCACCUAUACAUUUUCUUCAGUUCUCUAGGGAGGUGAAAUCCAUCAUUGACACGAUUAUGAAGCUGAUAAUGCAUUCGGUUCUCAGGAGUUGUGUUGAACAAUUGAGCUCACGUACUCCCCUUACUGAUCUCCCAUCGUAGGGGUGGAAUCCGACGACGAGGAUGCCAACGCGAAAUCGAGAGCUUUCUAGUGAGGGAAAUUUAGAGAGAGAGGAGAGAGAUAAAUGAUUUUCAGUCAAAAGUAAUAUGAUCAAAUGUCAAUAGCCUAUGAGAGUUUUUGCUGGCAGAAAUCCAGAGUAUCAUGGUUAACAAUUGGGGAUAAGUGCUCUAAUUUCUUUUACCAAGCAGUGAAAAUACGCAAUUCCAAAAGGCAAUUAGAAAGCUAGUGAAGGAGUCAGGGGAAGAGGUUUAUCAAACUGACCAGAUUGUUGACGAAGUGAUUGGUUUCUAUAAGAAGCUUUUGGGAGAGACAAAUUUAGAGAUCAACCCUAGUGAGGAGGAGGUACAACAGCUGGUUCAGCACCAAAUCCCCCAAGCUAAGUAUGCAGAUUUGAUUAAGAUGAUUACAGUUGAGGAAAUACGAAAUGUGGUUUUUAGCAUGAGCUCUCAAAAGGCCCCAGGCCCUGAUGGGUUCUCUGCAGGGUUAUUUCAAGAAGAUUUGGGGUAUUAUAGGAGAUGAUGUGUCCAGAGGGAUUCUCUUCUUCAUCGAUUCAGGCAAUCUUCCUAGUGGUAUUAACUCCACAACGGUUUCUUUACUGCCCAAAGUCCCAAAUGCUGAUUCCCUUAGGAAUUUUAGACCUAUAUCUUGUAUAAAUCUCCUAUACAAGAUCAUUGCUAAGAUUCUGGCUAAUAGAAUUAGGGGGAUAAUGCCUCUGAUUAUAAGUAAUUCCCAGUCUGCAUUUAUUCAAGGAAGGAGUAUCAUGGAUAAUAUACUUUUGGCUCAGGAGUUAGUAAGUGGGUAUAACAGAAAGUGUCUCUCAUCUCGUUGUGCUAUCAAAAUAGACAUAAUGAAGACAUUCGACUCAGUCAACUGGAGGUAUUUAUUCAUCAUGAUGAAAACUAUGGGGUUCCCUGAGAAAUUUUUACUGUGGAUCGGGAGCUGCUUGCAAACUUCUCAUUAUAGCAUCAAUAUAAAUGGCAGUCUCUGUGGAUUUUUUCGCGCUAGGAAGGGUGUUCGUCAGGGUGAUCCUUUAUCACCAUAUCUCUUUACAAUAGCUAUGGAAGGUUUGUCUACAAUAUUGAAGGAAGCUAGUCUGUCAGGGGGGUUACCAUUCCAUCCUCAAUGUAAGAAGGUUGCCCUGAAUCACUUGUGCUUCAAUGACAAUCUUCUUAUCUUUACUAAAGGCCUGCACAGGCAAUACUGCAGGUCAAAACUGUUCUGCAACAAUUUUAUAGGAUCUCGGGUCUUAAUUGCUAUCCAGCCAAAUGUGAAGUUUACUUUGGUAGUGAAUCAGUGCUGUACAAAAGUAAUGCCCUUGCUCUUACUGGUUUUCAAGAGGGAAAAUUACCGCUUAGGUAUAUGGGAUUGCCUCUCCUGGCUGGCAAACUCUCGUCCACAGAAAUUGAUAUACUGGUUGAGAGGAUCACCAAACGCAUCAAGUCCUGGCGAGCUAGGAAACUCAGCUAUGCAGGGAGGCUCCAACUGCUGAACUCUGUACUUCUAGGCAUAGUUCAAUAUUGGAUGCAGUUGUUCAUUCUGCCUAAGCAAGCUCUAAAAAGGAUUCAAAAGAUAUGUUCUCAAUUCUUAUGGCAUGGUAUUGAUGAAGGCAAGGCAAAAGUGGUCUGGGAGUAUGUAGCACUUCCUAAACAGGAAGGGGGGUUGGGAGUGAAAGACUUGGGUGCUUGGAAUCAGGCAUGCUCCAUCCGUUUGCUAUGGCAUUUUCUAAUGAACUCUGGGACUCUAUGGGUUGCAUGGAUGAAUGAGUAUAAGUGCAGAAAGCAGGAUCUGUGGUCGUUCCGAGUGCAAUAUAGCAGCUCCUGGGCCUGGAGGAAGCUACUUAAAUUGAGAAAUGUGAUCUCCCCUUGGAUGAAGAAGCAAAAUGGCACUGUUUUCUGGGAAUCAAAUGAGAUGGCGGUUUACUCAGUUCGUAGGGUAUGGGAAACCUUGAGAAUCAGGGCUCCUAAAGUCUCUUGGUAUAAUCUUGUCUUAAAAUUUUGCAAUAUACCAUAUCACAUUCGUUUCGUUAUCACUGUCAUGUUAUGAAUUUAUCAUUAUUCUAAUAUCAUUACAUGAUAGUGGUAUGAUGGUGUUGCAAGUCUUACUGUGGUGGAAAUAUAAUAGUAUAAUAGUGGUGAGAUAAGAUUAUAUGAUAUUACCAUAGUUGUGUGAUGUUGGUAUGAUAGUGGUAAGAUAGUAUGAAGUAUUAUCUUUGAGGGGAAAAAAAUUGAUGUCACAAUAUCACUGUGAUCAUAUCAAGACAUUAUAAUAAAGUGAUAAUAUCAUGAUAUAAUGAUACUGUGAGUAGGACCGUAGUGGUAAGAUUAUGAUAUGAUAGUGAUAAGAUUAUAGCAAACAUGUAUUUGAAAGGAUAAUUUAUCUCGUUUGUCAAAAUAUAGUAAUAUAGAUGUCAUUAUGUAACUCAUAAUUAAUAUGAUGUUCUUUUUAUGCAAAAGUUUUAAAUCUUAGUUAAAACAGGAAUGAGAAUUGUUAUUCGUCGCCCUAAAAUUUGUUAUUUGCCAUCCUAAAUAUAUUAAAUUUAUUUUAAUGUCCUUAAGUCAUUUAUUUGUCUUUCAAACACUUAAAUCCAAGUCCGGCCUCGCAAACAGCCUUGAAUUCGGAAAAAGUGCACAAAUUUCUUAGGAGGUAACAAAAGGAGAGUUGUACACAACUUAAUAUUGGUACAAUUGGUCAUCUGCAUCUUAAUGAGCUUGAAAUCUUCAAGCGUUAUGCCAUUGUCUUUGUAGCAAGGAAAGAGCAUAAAGCAAACCACAGAAUCUGAUCAAUGAAAAAACACAACAAGAACAGAACCAAGGAACAAGCCAUAGGAAGUUGCGGAUUCGGGUGGGGGAUUGGGUGGGGGACCGGGGUGGGGUGGGAUGGAUGGAGGGGCGAUUGGAAGCGACGGUGGCAGAGGUGGGUGUAUCAUCCGGUAAAGUUUAGGGCGAUAAAAUUUAAAUUUUAGA
Messenger RNA from Linum trigynum, 3337 nucleotides. Lineage: Eukaryota; Viridiplantae; Streptophyta; Magnoliopsida; Malpighiales; Linaceae. The record is from the annotation of a GenBank genome assembly.